GCUAAUAUGACACCCUGAUCGACGUUGGAAUGAGGCGUUCCACCUGUCCAUAUGUGGAAACCAUGGCAGGGCUCCCGUUGAAGGACCGGUCCCCUGCAAGGAUCGGCAGAAGACAGUCCCAAGAGUCUCUGGGUGGACUUGAAGGUGUGUGACAAGAGGGCCUUGCAAUACUCUUCUCGUGCAUUUGAGGUGCAGAGGGUUUACUGCCAGUCGGAGUAAAAGUGGGACACACGGGUCAGAUGAAUCGAGGAUGGCGGAGGUUGAUGAUCAUUGGGAGGAAGUGGGCUGGUAGAUCGCAUGGAGGUGGAGGUGGCAGUAGUGGAAAUUGUGAUGCGUUGGAGUUCCAGGGUUUAGAGAGUGGGGUUUCCGCACUGAAAAUUAUAGGGUUUAAGAGUAGAAGUGGAGUUCCAUUUGGUUUGCCAGGAAAUCUUCAGAUCGGUGGAUUGGAUCAUUUUGAUUUUAUAAGAUGGGAAAACCAUUCGGUCCCCAGUUUUGCUCGGAAUUACGCUGCUCCUAUCAGCAGAGUUGGAAGAGCUACACCAAACCCUGCCCGGCAGCAGAGGGCUGAUCCCGAGGCACCUCCAGAACCUGAGAAACCGGAUCGUAAACUAAACAGGGCUAUAGUGGCCAGGACUAUUCGGUUGAUCAUAGAUGAUGGUCACGAGGUUGUUUCUCGGAGUGAGGCUUUGAGACGUGCUGAGCAGAUGGACUUGGAUUUGGUGGAGGUCGAUGGCAAGCAGGAUCCUCCGGUAUGCAAACUUAUGGAUUUCAAUAAGGAGAGAUUUAAGGAAAGACAGCGGGAGAAGGAAAUGAAGAAAAAGCAGUCUGAGAGACGGCGUCUGGAUGAUUUAAAGGAGGUGCGAUUUAGUACGAGAACAGAGCCCAACGAUUUGGAGCUCAAGGCACAAAUGGCCAAGAGACUUCUCCUAAAAGGACAUCGAGUAAAGAUUGCAGUUAUAUCUCAUGGUAGUGAUGACCUGGACCUAAAAGGUCGGGACUUGAUACAGCGUAUGGUGGCUAUGCUUCAAGACACCUGUAAAAUAGAGACAGGUCCGAGAAUAGAGAAGCAGCGAGCUUGGGCAUUGGUGAGGCCAACUGCCAUCGGAGAUAGAAGUGUCUCUAAACGGAAGGGAGAUUACCCUCCAAAACCAGAUUCGCUGAACGAAGAUGAGGCUGAUGAGGCUGGUAUAUUGGAAGACCAUGAGGAGCAGAAUAAGGCAACAUGAGCUUUAAGGUCUAUAAUCACUGUCGAUUCUUGGGUUUAAAUUCUGUCGUAGCUUAGCUUCAUUGUACACAGUCAUUUUGUUUAUCAGUAAAAAGACCCCAUUACUACCGGACACCCAUUCAGUUGGAACAAUUGCAACGGGUGUAAUUCAUAGCUAAACUUUAGCUUGUUUCCACGCGAAAGCAUGGAAAGAUGUAGCGAAAGCUGUUUCCAUUGGAAUAAUGUGCUAGAUACCCCUGCAAGAAGGUUAUUGAUGAUCUUUCUUGUUACUGAUAUUCUGAACUUUGUUGCAAGAGUUGACCAGGAUGUGUUAAAGAUGUAUCACCCAGCAGUGCCUAAUGCUCUUAAUGAUUAUAAUGAAUCAGACAUAGCUUGCUACAAUUCUCCUUUACCCUCAAGUGGGCUAUGAACAGCAACAUUAAGAUCAGGUUCUAGAUUAGAGAUCAGAGAAUCCUUUGAGAGGAGCUCGUAUCAUAGCUUCAUGUACUCCAAGUAGGUACUUGGAGUGCCUUUUAGGUACCUGAGUACCAUCUUUACGAAUCCGAAAUGAAGUUGGACAAUUACUCUAUCUGGCCAAAGCUCCCUUGAGCUACUUUUGUCUGGUCUGGUACAAACCACAGCAAACAUUGUUGAAGAAACGAUACUCUGGUGAAGAAACUGCCUCUCC
Molecule: messenger RNA, 1892 nt
Organism: Marchantia polymorpha subsp. ruderalis
Lineage: Eukaryota; Viridiplantae; Streptophyta; Marchantiopsida; Marchantiales; Marchantiaceae
Source: the annotation of a GenBank genome assembly